This is a messenger RNA of Ailuropoda melanoleuca (giant panda), 1395 nucleotides long. RefSeq names its product mesothelin (gene MSLN). Lineage: Eukaryota; Metazoa; Chordata; Mammalia; Carnivora; Ursidae. The transcript has 11 exons. The coding region runs from base 89 to 1303 and encodes 404 amino acids. The record is from RefSeq and is a predicted model, not a curated record. Gene Ontology annotation, cellular component: cell surface. Gene Ontology annotation, biological process: cell-matrix adhesion.
GCCCCACUCAGAGGACGGGCAGGUAGAAAGGGGUGUCGUACCCACCGAGGCCUCUGUUUGGGGAGGGUCGUCAGUAGGGAAACCAGGAAUGCAGAUAAUGGGCUUGCAGACUGCUCAACCUUCCCUGGAGUCCUGUGGGGCCUCUGCCCACGGCAGCUUCCUGCUCCUGCUUCUCAGCCUCGGGUGGCUGUUACCUUCCAGGGCCCAGGCUGAAGACUCGAGACUGGGUGCCAUGACCCCAUGGCUGCAAGGCACCUCCUGGGACCUGUCCUGGCAGCGACCUGAGCUGACUGUCUUCCUCUCGAGGGACCGGCGGGACACGGAGAAGAAGGUCUGCCCGCCGGAGCGGAAGGCCCACGCGGUGGACGAAAACCUUGUCCUCUAUGAGGAGUGGGAGCUCGAGGCCUGUGUGGAUGGGGCCCUGCUGGCGGCUCAGAUGGACCUCGUGAACAUGCUACCCUUCACCUACCAGCAGCUGGGUGUUUUUAAGCGCAAACUGGAUGAGUUCUACCCACAGGGGUACCCUGAAUCCCUGAUCCAGCACCUGGGGUACUUCUUCCUCGAGCUCACCCCCGCGGACAUCCACAAGUGGAACGUGACAUCCCUGGAAACUGUGAAAGCUCUCCUUCAAGUCAGCAAAGGGCAGAAAAGGGAUGGUCAGGUGGCUGCUCUGAUUGCCCGCUAUGCGGCAGGAGGGGGUCAGCUGGACAAGGCUGCCCUGGACACACUGGCCACCUUCAGCCCCACAUACCUGUGUUUCCUCAGUCCUGAGCAGCUGGGCACAGUGCAGCCCAGCGUCCUUUGGGCAGUCAGGCCCCAGCACCUGGAGGCAUGCCGCCCACCGCAGAUGCACGUCCUCUAUCCCAGAGCCCAUGCUGCCUUCCAGAACGUGAGCAGGUCUGAAUACUUUGCGAAGAUCAAGCCCUACCUGGGUGGGGCCCCCACGGAGGACCUGCGGGCUCUCAGUCGUCAGAAGGUGAACAUGGACAUGGCCACAUUCAAGACUCUGCAGACGGAGGCCGUGCUGCCGCUGACCAUUGCCGAGGUGCAAAACCUUCUGGGUCCAAACCUGGUGGGCCUGAAGGCGGAGGAGGAGAACAGCCCCGUGCGGGAGUGGAUCUUACGGCAGCGGCAGGAUGACCUGGACAGUCUGGGCCUGGGGCUCCACGGUGGUAUCCCCAAUGGCUACCUGGUCAUGGACCUCAGCUUCCGAGAGGCCCUCUCAGGGGCCGCCCGCCUCCUGGGACCCGGACCAGUGCUCACUGCGAUCCCCACUCUGCUCCUGACUUUGACCCCGAAGUGAGCCCGCUGCUCUGGUUGCGGGCCUCCCCUGCCGCGAGGCCCUGCCUGGCCCACCCCAAGGGGACUGGAGUUCAAUAAAAGGCCCCUGUCCUU